Molecule: messenger RNA, 8311 nt
Organism: Porites evermanni
Lineage: Eukaryota; Metazoa; Cnidaria; Anthozoa; Scleractinia; Poritidae
Source: the annotation of a GenBank genome assembly
AUGCAGUCACUACAUCCCACACAAGCCACAGUGGUGCGUACCGACCAAACAUGCUCUCAUAACUCGCUUGAUCAAUCACUCGUGUCGUGCACGCCACUCUUAACCGAUGAACUACAACAAAGAGAAGAUACGGGUAAGUCGAUUGUCGAAAUUAGGAUUAAUUUCUGCUUUCGCCCAUUUCCUGCAUUUACCAUACGUAGAGCUAUACACCUCUGUUAACCUCCCCCUAGUUCAAGGUAAUGCCAGGUUUAUCUAUUGCCCAAUGAAUACUUCACAUAACGUGUUCGCAAUUAAUUGAAAUUAAAAGAAAUGAAAAAUGAAUGAGAAUUCCGGUAAUAAUCUCGUCCCCAGGGCUUUUCCCUCAGUACAUGUGAAAUCUCUGGGGAAGAAUUUUGCUUGCGGUAACUACGAUUAUCGUUACUUCUUAUUUGGCCUCAAAAUGACGAUUAUCGUAAUUUUGAGGUCCCUGACCCUCACCCCAACCCAUACCCUAGCCCUAGCCCUGACCCUACAAGAUGAUAUCAAUCUUCUCUCUAAAGGUAAGGGUUUCUCUAAGGGUAAGUGUCUCGAAAGCAAAUUCACUCUUUUUAUCUUAGCUUUGUCCCAUGCGUGAACCUUCUGCUGGAAAAAUACCGAGUCGAAUUUAACAUGGGGGUUUACAUUGACUGGUGCAUACUCAAAAGCCCUGUUACCAGCCGGCUGUCAUUAAGAGUUGGGGGCCGGGGAUUUUCCCCCGACUAUUAUGAACGUGGCCCCGGCUACUUUCAUAGGGAAAUAGAAGAAAAAUAAAACCAAAAGAAAUCCCUGGCUGUUUGAUUCCCCGCGCCUCCUACUUGUUGUAUUUACCCGGCAACUUGAAAUCUUAGUGACAUCCCUGUCCUGUUACCUCGAUGUUCGCUGUUGUUUUCAAACUAGUGGUCGAAAAUUGCUUCCAUACUUCUGAGGUGGAAAUUCAUCGCUUAAAGCAUUGCUUAACCGCUAAUAAGGCCGCAAAACAACCGGGUUAAAGUUUGUCUUGUCGCGGGUUUGUUGUUUAUGAACUGCGCACACUACCCAAACUGAUAGAAAUAUAGCAAAAUAGUUCUCACCUCUCUCUCAGCGAUCCAAAUUUUUUAAUAUCACUUUGCGAGGAAGAAUUUGUAAACUUCCUCUCAGCGAGGAAUGACUGAUCCUGGGGAAACAGAAUCCAUUGUUUCUUUUAAACUGUACAGUUCCCUAUUUUCCCGUAAUUUUGUCGAGAUCGAGCGCUUACUCACACCAUGUAACGGAAUCUCCAUUCUGGAAUCCGGAACCUUUUUGUUUAUGGAAUCUGGAAUCCGGGAAAAUUUUGCUUGUGGAAUCCGGAAUCCUGGGGUUUGGAAUCCAGAAUACAGCUCCACGAAUCCGGAAUCCCACAAUAUUCCAUUAACGAUUGGAAUCCAGAAUCCAAAAGUUCCACGGACAAAGACUGGAAUCCGGCAUGCACCGCGUGGAAUACAGAAUCCAAGCCUCUCUUGGGGCGAGCAUACUUUCACAUUUACCCAGGGGGUGGGUAUUGGGGUAUAAAGCGUCGUCGAGGGAGGCGUCCCUACUCGACGCUAUUCUCUCGGACGUUCACCCCUCGAUACGAAUGAAAGUAGUUUGGCCGCACGUUAUAGUAGGCGCUUCUAUGUUGAGAUCAACACUGAAAGUCGAGGCAAACAAAAUUAGUAGGUUUCCAAUGCAAAGAACGUACCGGUCAUGAAUUAUUUGUCUUGUAGCCCAUAUAUGAUAAGAAAAUUUUACGUUAAGGGUUUCAUGUGCGCGGUCACCACUGUUGCGCUCGGAUAAAUUGCACCCUUAAGUCUUUGAUACGCCCGCUCGGAAACCUUCGGAUGGAUCAAACAGUUUGUCGUUGGAUGUCAUCUUACCUCGAAGUUACCGAGAGCCAUACGGCUCAGACCGCUUUAUUUUUGAAGAACAAACACUGGUUCAGUGCAGCAAACAAACACUGAAAUUUGAUUAUUCGUUCCAGUGGUUGAACGAAACUGAAUUUGCAUCACAUAAUCUGUGAUGCGAAAGCAGAACUCAAUAAUUAUGUUCCAAGCACUUAGGAAUGUGAUCGGUGAGGCAUCAAGAUAAAAGAGAGAGAGGUUAAUAUUACAUUUGCGUUUUGAUGAUGAGUUGUUCCUGAGCUCCUUAAGCAAUUUUCCAUUCCUACCGUUUUAACACUGUUUCACGGUCAAAUGCACACACUCACACAAACAAGGAAGGUGCGAAGACACGCGGAAAGGCCGAGAGGAGACAGAGAUCUCAGUUCGCUUCACUCGAUUUCUGGAUUUCAGAUUAAAGUUUGAUUCGGGGCGUUCAUUUAAUAUCAAAUAUGAUCUGAUUCGUCCACCGUAUUAAUUAUUAAUCUCUGGAAUUGUAGCUAGCCCGAAUUUACGUUCAACAAACGUUCUUUUCUCUCUAGCGUUUUGCCUUUUAACUAUAUCAUAAUGGUGGGCAGAAAGAGAGAAAGUAUUGUCGAAAACACCGAAAAUAAAUUAAGUAUUAAAUAAGUCUGAUUACAUAGACACGAAUGCAGUAAAGCUUAUCGCUACUGUCUGCUUUGCCUUGUUAGUUUGAGAACCAGCAGUCAUAAACAGACCAGCACAGCAGUUGCUCACUCAAAUUGGCGUCAAAAAAAGGCGCGGCAAAGACGCGCGCAUGAUUUCCAGUUUCAUUUAUUUCUGUGCGCCAUUUUACAUUCCGCAUAAUUAUGACAUUCCGCAAGCCAUGCCACUUGCCAUUCCGCAAACUCAUUCCUUCUUUUACCCUCACCGGUAAGUAAGUACUUUUUAAAAUUAUUUUUGAACUGAACAGAGCUAUAGAAGAAACACUUUGUUUGAAGAAGAAUCUACCCUUAUUUGCGGGCGACUAUACUACGUUGGGUUAGGAAAGUCCACAUAGUUGAAUGGAGAUUUGGAUUCAAGUCAUUCCCUGACUGUUCGGUCGUUUCCAUUAUUUGGCAAAUUAAUAGGUCACUGAGUUAGGUACAUUCGCGACCAAGGGCUCAGAUAGAGUACUGACGAUACAUCACGUUUAGGGUUUCAGCUCAGUUCUCAGUUUCUUGCUUAUCACUGGUAAAAUGGUUAUAACUGAAGACCAAAAAAAUUUUAUCGGUGUAAGGUUACAGUUGACUGCAUUUAAGAACCGGAGCAAUGCCUUCGGGUGGCCAUCCCGGCAUGUUUGAACUAAGAUCUUUAAGGAGUUUUCUCAGUGGUACAUGUACACGGCUGGCGAACAAAGAUACGUUUUUUUAAAAUAAUUUCUUGCAUAGAACUAUAACUACCGAGUAGUUGUUAAGCAUCUUACCCGUGGUUUGGGGGCCCUUCAACAGUAGUCGUGUUGGUAUUUCUUCAAUUACUCAAAUUAAAAAAUGCAAAUUCGAGAAGAAUGCAUCAACACUCGAAAGGAGCUCCGACCGCAUUUGAAAUGAAAACGUUUCACUGAGGCAAAAUUUUUAAAAAAAAUAGAGUACUCUAAAAAGCCAUAACCUUAAGAUUAAUACCACAUGCUACGUUAAGGCCGAUUUACACUGCACAAUUUUGAGGCUAAUGCUUCAUGCAUAAGAUGUACCAACAAAGCGAAUCAAUACCGUAAAACCAAACCUAGGACAAAUUGAAAGUCACUUCACGGUCUGAUUCGUCUUUGUCUCUACCGCGAAUUAUCAGAGAGGAAACGCUCAGUGUCGCUGAAAAGCUUUGAUAUUGAUAGACCGAGCAGACUAUAAUGGCAGACUUGACCAACCAGCCUGGCGUUACAAAAUAAAUAAAGGGGCUUUCCUCUUCGAGAAAAACAGGACUGAUGGCAGAAGCUCAAUUUAAAGUAAUUUUAUUGUCACCUGCUAUUGGGUCGAGGUUUAGACUCCCUUUAAUGAUUUUCGUGGAAACGUGUACGUGUUGAUAACUACGGCCGGUAGUAAUUAGGCCUGCUUCAAGCGUGGUGCAACUAUACCUUGUCGAACUAGAUUGACUGGAUUAAGUUCCACUAAAGCACAGCCCUAUUUCAAAGUUUGAAACCAAGUCGUGCUAAAUUGACGUGGAUCACCACAAGUUUUGUCUGCUACACGGCAGUAGCGAGAUCUGGUUUCAAACGUUAUGUUGCUGCCGUGCUGAAUUGGAUUUAUAUCUUUAUAUAUGCGUGAGAAUUAUCAUAGAAACAUUUUUAGAGCCGUUUAAACCGUUUUUUUUUUUCUAACUUUUUUUUUCGACAACCGCUACUCUAUUCAACUGAAAUUAAUUCAACGUCGAAACCAACUCCUGCUAAAGUCGUGUUAGUAAGAGUAGUCGUGCUACAGUCAUGACGUUGAGCCAGACUUCGCUCUGCAGGGAUAUCACGUUUGAAACGGGUCUAAAAUAGGUAAUUUUGCGCCAUUUUCUUUUUUUUUUUUCUCGUUUUUAGACUUAUGGACCCGAAGAAUGGCAAAAACAAGCUAUCAAAGGAUCACCAAUACUACACAGGCAGAAAAUGUCAGCUUUUUCUCCACUCUUUUAUUCCGAUGGAUGAACGAUGUUCUAAAGUCUGGAAAUGAACGGGCUAUCGAUGAAAAUGAUUUUUUAUCUCUUAACAAAGAAUGCACCGCAUGCUUUUUGACAGAGCAGCUUCAAUCGAAAUGGACAGAUGAAACAGCUAACAGCAAAAGACAUGAUAAGCAACCAAAACUUUGGAAAAGUGUGUUGAAGAUGCUCACCACCAGGGAAGCAAUGAUCCUCUUUGUAACUGCUACAGUGCUUCUAUUUUGUCGCGUUCUCCAACCACUGCUACUUGGAUAUCUCGUGAAAUCUCUGAUGACGGCAGAGCUACAACAUCAUUUUCGUCUUUAUGGCUGUGCUUUAGCACUCGGGAUCAAUGAAUUAAUCGGUUCUCUCUGUUGGCACCAAUUUGACUACCGCUGUGAGGUCUUUGGUAUCAGAAUUAGCAGCGCCGUUAAAGGAUUAGUGUAUGUAAAGGUAACGAAAAAAAAAACAAGUGACAAGUAAGGACCAGUCUUAAGGCAUAUGUACAGCACUGAGCCCCGUGCGAACGGAACAACAUUGCUGGCCAACAACUUUUAACAGAUGUUACAUGUUGCGUCUGUUUGCACACCCUCUUGCAUGUUGUUGCGUCCGUUUUCACGUAGCUUUAAGAUUACAAUCACCCCCUCUCCCUUUGUAAGGCUUUUUACUUCCUUCACUAUUACUUUAUUCUUCCUGUUUUCAAUCAUUUUGUUAAGACUCAUCCUGACAGAUUCUUUUAUACUUAAGAAUCACUUUCUUUCUGGGACGCAUAUCACCGAACGCCUUCGAAGACUUCAAAUGUUAGCUUUUAGCGCCAUGAUUCACUAUUAUUCUUUACAUCACUCUGUCAAUCAUAAAUGUGUCGUCGUCAACGGUUAAUAUGACCACCUCCUUUAAGAGUUGAGGAUUGUUGUGACCACGCCCCACUCCUUGGUUUUGUUUUAUUUAUUUAUUUAUUUAUUUUUUUGGCUUGUUUGUUUGUUUGUUUUUUAAAUUUGAGCUCUAAUAACUAAUCAAUGGUUUGGUCAAUCCUUGACCCUUGACCAUGUAACCUUCUUUUUAUUGCAUGCUUCUGUAAAAUAUUUACUGUAAAAUAUUUACGAGGAACCCACGUUUUUUUGCAGACUCUUCUCCUCAGCAAGGAUUCAUUGCUAAGGAUUUCAACUGGCCACGUGAUAGAUCUCGUAUCGAACGAUGUUCAGCGAUUGGAAGGCGAAACCUUCAUGUUAUUGUUCCAUGCAGCUCAUUUCUUUUUAGAGUUUUUAAUAGUAACAUUUUUCGCCGUCUAUUUCAUCGGAUGGCAGGUUAUAAUGGGAUUUAUCUUGUUGUGUAUUCUUCUGCCAUGCUUUAGUGGACUGUCCCAUGGUGGAGCUGUACUGCGCCUGCGUACAGCAGCGGUAUCUGACCGCCGCAUCUCGUUGAUCAACCAGGUUGUGUCUGGGAUCCGCGCCAUCAAAACAAACGCAUGGGAAGAUGAAUAUAAAAAAAAGAUAAAGAACGUGAGGAGGUAAGGAAAAUUUCAACAGGGCUACCACUGCGCUAUUUCUUACGAUAAAUAUGCGCAUCGUUUUCCUGGCAACAUUUUUUUUUUUGUCCUAUUACAAAUCCAUGGGAUUUUGUUUUUUUUUUCACCCCAUUUAAUGUAAUCCGGAUUCAGACAUUCGAGAAUUUUAAUUUUUGUUUGGAAUCCGGAAUUCAAGCUCCACUGACAGCUGAAGGGAUCCGAAGUCCAGUACUUAGAAUUCGGAAUCGACAUUGAUCGAAUCUCCUUACCUACACUUUCUAAAAGUUCUUAUUUUUUUCCUGGUUGGUAAUGCCAUACCUGUUUGGCGCGAAAUUCACCGGUCGAAAAUUCUAUCGUCGACGUCAUGACAAUUGACCAAUAGGACAUCAGCCAUCAUGAUUAAUUUCGAAACAGGAAACAGGAAAUAAUAUAUCGAUAAGAAAAAUAAGUGUUUGACAUCUCAUAUCUGUUUUCUUUAAAGUGAUGAAAUCAGUUGGAUACGUAAGAAAAGUGGCAUUCUGUGGUGCAUUGCUGCUGUGGAAUACAUUUCAACACCAAUGGCGUCCCUGGUGACUGUCAUCACUCUUGUACUAACUGGUAAGCCUCUGACACCAGUUAACGUCUUCAUGUUACUCUCCUUUAUCAAUCUCCUAAGAAUGAGCGUCAGUAUGGGUCUAUCCUCUUUUUUCCUCCUUUCAUACGAUGCCUACGUCUCACUCAGUAGAAUACAAGACUUCCUCCAUUUGAAUAAUCUAUCACUAGUGAACGCCACUGCAAAUCAGCGAGAAGGAACUGAAAAAGUGAUUUUUCCUUCCAUCGUAGCAGAACUAGCAGAACCAGCUUCACGAGUCAGAAACUUAACGCUACGCCGACAGCUUGAUCAGAAGGAUGAGUCCGUUUUGCAAGGUAUCAGUUUCAUCGCUAGACAAGGAAGUUUAAUAGCUAUAACCGGACCAGUGGGCAGUGGCAAAUCUACUCUUCUGUCAGCAAUUGCUGGCGAGAUACCAGACAAAAGCGGAGCCAUAACCUUCAAAGGAACUGUUGUUUAUGUGCCACAGAUUGCCUGGAUAUUCUCCGGAACUAUUAGAGAAAACAUUUUGUUUGGCGAACAGUACGAGAAAUCCAAGUACGACAGAGUCAUUGAAGCUUGUGCUUUGACCCAAGACAUUCAGGGUUUCCCAGAUUUUGACCAGACAAUUGUUGGAGAGCAUGGUGCGGUUCUAAGUGGAGGCCAGCGGGCAAGAGUAAACUUGGCACGGGCAGUCUACGCCGAAGCAGACCUUUACUUGUUGGAUGAUCCCUUAACUGCUGUGGACUUUAAAGUUGGCCAUCACAUCUUUAGGGAAUGCAUCAAAGGCUUACUGGGAGAGAAAACCCGGUUGAUAACCUCCCAUCAAGAAAGGAUCAUGCGCGAAGCCGAUGACGUUAUUGUAUUAUCUAAAGGCCAGAUAUUGGGAAAGGGGAGUUUCACUGAGCUGAAAGAAAAUGGUAUUCUGAAUACAACUGUCGAUUCGCUGUAUGAGCAAGUGAAAGAAUCUGAUGAUGGAAUUGGAAAGGGAUUCGAAAGUGAACAGGAGAAUCAAAUUGCUGACUUGAAAGGUACAAUUGCACCGCAUAACGUGGAGGGCAUGCAGCUAUCGGAAGAAGAUCGAGCUAUCGGGGUGGUGUCACCUAAACUUUACUGGAACUACUUCAGAAGCGGAGUACCUUUGCUGGUUAUCAUCGCAGGAAUUUGCCUUUGUUUUCUCACUCAAGGUAACGUGCAGAUUGUAGACCUUAAACUAACUGACACACUCAGGGGCAUCCAACGGCAAUUUUCGGGAAAAUAUCUGUUCGGAAGACGAUUUGAGAUCUAGAGUUUUCGGAGCAUUUGUUGUGAAAUUUCUUGCUUGCCUGCCUCUCCUAGGAUUUUUGAACAUCGACAAAAUGGUAUAAUUAUCCAUUUUUAACGGAUUUUGACCCUAAAAAAGGCCACCUAGAAUUUUCGGUAGCCUUUUCCUGGCUGAAAUUUUCGAGAAGGUACGUUUUUAUCCCUAUAAUUUUCGGAUCACUAGACUUUCCGAACAGAUGAAAAGUUUUUAGUUUUUUUUGCUAGGUAUGUGCUGCUGGCCUCUGGGAGCCCCUACCCCAUUAUAUAAGUCUGUUCUGUGGCCUAUCCUAGACCCCAUGCAUCUUAGUUACUUUUGGGCAAAUCUGUAAUUUUCGCGAUCCCAACUCAGUCACUUUGUAUUUAUGUAUCUACCUUAUUGAAAAUAGGUCAUCCUAAAAUGACUCCUAGGCGGAGAAUUUGCCAACGUCCGCUUACAGA